AUGUCCUGGAUCUUUGGGGUGGCUAUGCAGAUGCAAGCCAGACCGAACAAAAUCCAUGGGCCAAAGACACAAUUACUGGAGUUUGGUCAACUACUGGCUCUCAUCCUCGUGAACCGUGGCCUGUUGGAUAUAAAUGAGAAUGUGGCGACCUAUUGGCCUGAAUUUGCAGCGAAUGAUAGGGAGACAUCAGCUUUGAAGCUUGCCGAGGAAUUUCAAGAUCUGGAGAAAUCCACUGCGAGGCUUGCAGAGCAACCUCCUUGGUAUGUCCCAGGGUCCCAGAGCGCAUACACAGGUUCCAUUUAUGGCCAUCUGGUAGGCGAACUUGUACGACGUAUUACAGGAAAAUUAUUGAGCCAGUUCAUUGCCGAAGAGAUCACAACGCCUCUAGGGGCCGACUUCCAGAUUGGUCUGCCUGAGGAGGAAUGGCCCCGAUGUGCUGAUAUUAUUCCGUUCUCACUGGAUAAAAUGGUUCCUCUUACUGCUCUUGAUCCUACUAGCAUCCUGGGUCGGGUUCUUCAAGGAUCUUUAGUGUAUCCUACAAUUCCUAAUAAACCCGUCUUUAGGAAGUCCGAGAAUGGAGCUAUGGCUGGAUUCUCAAAUGCACGUGCCUUAGCACGUAUUGGAUCUUUGGUCUCACUCGAAAGCAUAAUUCCCCUUAUUCCAGAAGAAGAUGGCAUUUGUUUCUGGUCAGGUUAUGGAGGAUCUAUGGUGAUUAUGGAUCGCCGCCGGCAGAUGACCAUAGCAUAUAUCAUGAAUAAGCUAGAGUACCGGUUGAGCAGUAACUCAAACUUCGACGCGUAUUUUCCUGAGAUCUACAAGGGCUUCGACGGUUGA
Molecule: messenger RNA, 834 nt
Organism: Talaromyces atroroseus
Lineage: Eukaryota; Fungi; Ascomycota; Eurotiomycetes; Eurotiales; Trichocomaceae
Exons: 3
Coding region: 1-834 (277 amino acids)
Source: RefSeq, a predicted model, not a curated record